AUGGUUGUUGCCCAGAGAUAUGAGAUACGUCUCUUCGACGAAUUUGUUCUGCGAGGCAAUAUGGCUGUUCUUCGGUGCCCGAUUCCGAGCUCUGUGAGUGAUUAUGUCACCGUGACGUCAUGGGAAAGGAUUGAUGGUUUUAUGAUUACCCCAAGUAUAGCAAACGGUAAAUAUGGAAUGCUGCAAAAUGGAGAUUUGUAUCUUCAAGACACAUCAGAUCAUGAAAGUUCCUUCAGCUUCAGGUGCCACACGGAAAAUUCUAUUACAAGAGAGAAGAAAGUAAGCACAAACUAUUCGAGGAUCAUAGUGACAGAACCACAUCACGGCCAACCACCGAGGAUCAUGCAAAGAUCUAGCAUAGUGACUGUACCAAUAGGACAAAAAACCACGCUAUCGUGCGUGGCUCAAGGCUAUCCAGUUCCAAUGUAUCGAUGGCACAAGCUAGUUGGGAAUCAGCCAGUGUCUCUACAAGUCAGUUCUUCCGCAAGACAAGAUGGUGGUGUUCUGAUCUUCCACAAAGUUCUUACUACAGACAGCGGGCGAUACGUUUGCCAUGUUAGCAAUACAAUGGGAGAAGAUUCCGUUCAAACCGAACUCAUAGUUGAAGAACCUCUCCGCGUUUCAAUAUCUCCAAGAGAAUUGCAAAUGGACGUCGGAAGAACGGCGACUUUUAAUUGCAAUAUCUCAGGAAGUCCUGUCGGCUCAGUUGUUUGGAGAAAGGAUAUGAGACCUCUAUCUACCAAUCCCAGAGUAAUCUACCCUACUUCUUACGUGAUACAAAUGAGACAGCUGAAGAGACAAGAUUCUGGAAUGUACCAAUGCUUUGUGUACAGAGAUUCUUAUUCUGUUCAAGCAUCGGCUAGGCUAGUUAUUGGAGAUCUUGCACCUAAACUAAAAUCAGCAUUUUCUGAGAAAACCGUAAGACCCGGAAGUUAUAUUUCUUUAUCUUGUGUUGCAACUGGCAAUCCAGAACCACACGUCCGUUGGACAUUAGAUGGCAUAUGGCCUCUGUCAACCCGUCCUGGUAUUUUAGUCACUUCGUAUUUAAGUGGUGAAAGUACAGUGACAAGUUACGUUAAUUUUACGUCUAUAGAUAUCACAGAUAGUGGAGUUUAUGCAUGUGAAGCAUUAAACGAUGCAGGACGUGUGUAUCAUUCAAGAAGACUGAACGUUUUUGGUCCAGUUUUUGUAAGACCGCUCGAAAAUCUAACGGCUCUGGCAGGAGCAAGUUUCACUGUCAUGUGCCCAUUCGGAGGAUAUCCAUUUGAUACAAUAAAUUGGAAACGAG
Molecule: messenger RNA, 1288 nt
Organism: Stegodyphus dumicola
Lineage: Eukaryota; Metazoa; Arthropoda; Arachnida; Araneae; Eresidae
Product: cell adhesion molecule Dscam1-like
Biological process (GO): cell-cell adhesion
Molecular function (GO): protein binding
Source: RefSeq, a predicted model, not a curated record